Molecule: messenger RNA, 1987 nt
Organism: Phaedon cochleariae (mustard beetle)
Lineage: Eukaryota; Metazoa; Arthropoda; Insecta; Coleoptera; Chrysomelidae
Source: the annotation of a GenBank genome assembly
AGGCGCUGUAAGAUGUAUUCAUUAAUGUUAUUCAGUAUAUUUUAAGAAGUCAUACUCACGAGUUUUUAUCGAAAUGAAGUAAGAUGAAAGAUGUGCGAGAUAUGUGAGAAAUUCAAAUUAAAUCAUGUUCAUCAUAGGGGUUAUAUCAAUCAUUAGUUCCUACAGAGAGACAGAGUAAGCAGAAUCCUACGAAAAUGAAUUAUACAGAGAUUCUACUGCUCUGGAUAUCUGCGAGCAGCCAUGGUUUGAACAUCCUUGUGAUUCUCCCACAUGUGGGCAAAAGUCAUCAACUAGUUUUCGAACCUCUUUUGAAGCAGCUAGCACUCAGAAAACAUAACCUCACAGUCAUCACAAGGUUUCCUCAGAAGAAGACAAUAGCCAACUGGAGGGAUAUAAACAUAGGAGACAAUGAAGUGACUACAGAAAUUCUAGAUAUGGAUCUCCUAACUGGCACAAGGCUGAGUCAGCUAACUUGUCGUUUUUUGCUCGCUGGACAAGGCGAACAUUCAUGUGCAAGUGGACUAGGCAAAGAUGAGCUACAAAAUUUUUUGAAAGAAGAAAAUCAGUUCGAUUUGAUUCUGAUGGAAUUGUUCAAUACGAAUUGCUUCAUGGGUCUAGUGAGGCUAUUUGAAGCCCCUGUGAUAGGAUUGUCUUCAUCCAAUCCACCAGCAUGGAUCCAAAGAUUGUUUGCAAAUCCAGAGAAUCCGUCGUAUAUCCCAACACAUUUCACUGGUUUUUCUGACACUAUGACAUUUCUUCAGCGGGUUGAAAACACCCUCCAAUUGGGGUGGGACAAGUUCAUGUACGAAUAUUUCAUGGCUGGCCCUGGCAACAACUUAUCCAGACAAUAUUUGGGAGUAGAUACAUUGAAGGAGGUCGAUGCAAUGUAUAAUGUCAGUCUUCUUUUAACGAAUACGCAUUUCAGCUUGAAUUUGCCCAGACCGCUCGUUCCCAAUGUGAUAGAAGUGGGUGGCAUCCAUAUUGAAGAGCCCAAAGCGAUCCCAGACAAUAUGGCAAAAUUCAUAAAUGAGUCGCUCGAGGGAGUAAUAUAUAUGAGCAUGGGUUCAACUUUGAGGGGGAGCAGUUUCCCAAUUGAGAAGAGGAAUGCAUUUUUGAAAGCUUUCUCCCGUGUCCAACAAAGGGUGAUCUGGAAAUGGGAAACCGAUAUGGAAAAUAAACCGAAAAAUGUUGAGACUUUCCGGUGGACGCCACAAAGAGAAAUUCUCUGUCACCCAAACACGAAGGUCUUUAUUUCACACGGAGGACUCCUAGGAACGAUUGAGGCUGUCUACUGCGGAGUACCUAUUAUCGUCAUUCCUCAGUACGGAGAUCAGCCUCUGAAUGCCAAAGCCUUAGAAAAAGUCGGUGGGGGUAUCAUCCUCUAUUUGCAGGAUUCUACGGAGGAAACGAUUUUGGAGGCACUCGAUAAAGUUCUGAGUCCCAAGUUUCGACAGAGUGCGAAAGAUCUAUCAGAAAGAUUCAAGGACCGCCCUUCAUCACCAAUGGAAACGGCGAUUUACUGGAUAGAAUAUGUGGCAAAAUACAGGGGAGCAUCGCAUAUUAGGACAGCUGCAGUAUUGAUGCCUGCAUAUCAGUACCUGCUGAUGGACGUAAUAGCAUUCAUAGCAUCAAUCGUAAUAUUUCUCAGUUAUUGUAUGUAUAAGAUCGCUGCUUUGGUGUUUAUGAAAUUGAGAACACAAAAUAAAAUAAAAACUUCGUAAUAAAUUGGAGUUUUCAUCUAUCUGAUUCGAACUCUACUGUACCAAUUUUUCAUUGGAGAAUAUGAUGAGAUGAAGUGGAAGUAACAAUAAUGCUGUUCAAGGUUGAUAUACUAUAGCCAAAGAAAAAUUCUCAGAAGUUUCAUGAAUUAUUGUUAACAAUUGAUCGCUCUCGAAUUGUGAUGAAACAACUCAAUUCUGGGUACUGACUAUCGAAAAGUGAUAUUAAGUACACAUAGUUUUUCGAUGAUAUAUCUAUGACAUUGUAU